Odocoileus virginianus texanus is the source of this 4557-nucleotide messenger RNA. NCBI's taxonomy places the organism in Eukaryota, Metazoa, Chordata, Mammalia, Artiodactyla, Cervidae. The record is from RefSeq and is a predicted model, not a curated record.
AUGGCCUGCCCCGCGCGCUGCGGCUUCCCAGCGCGCAAGAAUAGCCGCUUGGACGCCUUCCUGCGGAGGCAUCUGCCGCCCGAGGUCUAUGACGCCGUCCGCGCCUAUGAGCUGUGCAUCGCGGUAUGUGACUCGGAGAAACACACCGUAAAGUACGCGGUGCUCACCGACCGGCUCAUCUACCUGACCGAGAACCCGCCCAAGUCCAUCCGACGAGUCGUGGCGCUGCGGGACAUCGUAGCCAUUGACCUGAUUGAUGAUUACCCAGAAUUUCUAAGUCCACCAGAUAGAGAAACCAACCAACACAUUCGUAUCAUCUAUUAUUCAACUGUUUUUAAAAAAGAGUGUGAAAAAUCAAAAGGUGUCAGGAAAUUCUUAUUUCCAUUUCAUCAUGUCAAUGCUAACAACAAAAAAGUCAAAGAAGAGAAUAAUGGGCCUAUCUUUUGGAGAGGCAAAAAGUCUAAAGGUCUGAAUGAAUCCUUUUUCAGGCACCACCGGGAGAGCAGCCCAGCAUCCGAGGACUCAACUCUCGGCCCUCCUUCAGACCUGAAGAAGCUGUCCCUUCGUGGCCAAAGAGCCUGUGGACCCUCACCUACCCCCUCCAGGGGAAGCUGUCAGCUCACUCCACCCACUAGCAAGGCUAGUGGGCCAUUUUGUACAACAGACACAAAAGAUCCCCGGGAGCUUUCAGAUCACAAGGACUCUCUAAGUGAAAUCCCUUUCAAGUGCAAUGGGCACGGAAAUGAGUUUUACUUAGGAAAUUCCACUCUGGCUUCCCCUUUACAGAGCAACCCAAACCUAGAGAAAAAGGAAUCAGAACUUCAUUUGUAUGUUAUUUCCACAACGUCAUCAAUGUUUCUGCACCUAAAAAGUUCAUGGAACAAUUAUAUUAUAAAAGCUACUCUUUUACAAGAUCCCCUAUAUGUUAGCGAGCUCAGCCCUGCUACUGGAAAUCAAAAGCCAUACAGAUCUGAGGAGAAAAUUAAGCACUUUGGUCAGCUUAAAUCUGAACUGUUUCUUAAAGACAACACGUUGAGGAGGAUACUUUGUCUAAUCACGGAACUUAAAGUAGCAGCCCAGAAAAACUUCAUUCUGAAAAGACUUUUCUGGAAAACCAGUGACCUUUUCUAUUUCCUAGUGAACAAACUUCAUGAAUACUUGCCAGAGUCUAGGGAUAAGAAUGCACUUCACAAUAGAAGCCAAAGGGCUGAUGAGCUGGUUUUUUUUUUCAGGAGAACACUAUUUAACCUUUUGGUAAUCUUAAUUAGCGAGCCUCAGAUUCCAAAAUCAUGCCCUGUGUUUGACAUCCAGUUGGUGGCUGACUCAACUUUAGUUGAGAUGUCUUUUGAUGCUGAGUUACAGAAGCUUAUCUUGGAAUAUACAGACACAGCUACAGCACUUUUGUAUGAGAUACUUCUUGUCUUUCAGCAGGGAAAUCUUGGAUUGGAGUCAACACAGUUUGCUAUUAGCUGGAUAAUGUCCUUUCUACAAAGUUGUCCUCCCAUAAUUACUUUUGUGGCCAGUAUUGUGAAACGAGUGGUGAAGGGCCUUUCAGCUUCAUUUCAGCUGCUAAGUCCCAGCAGAGCGGUUUUGUUGUACCAGCAGUUUUACAUCCUCAAGAGCUGCCUGCAAUACAGCAAGACUUUAGCUGAGUAUAUUAGGAACAACUACAGAGAAGAAUUCAGGUACUUUAUUCACAUGCCAGCAUUGGAAAAAAGGCUCCCAUUAUGUUACCCUAUUACCCAACCUAUCACUCAACUUUUUCAUGAAGUUCUGAAAUUGGUUGAACAGAAACAAUCUGUGAAAUGUUAAUAUGCGUAUAAAAUGUUAAUUGGAAGUCAACUUAAUAAUUAUUAGAAAUACAGCUAUUCCUGUAUUCUACAAAAAAAUCUUAUUUGAAGUUUCCAUCAAUACCUCUCUAAGAGAAGUCUUUAAAGUUUUUAAUCUGCUACAAAAAAGAAACUGUUCAAUACAAUGACAUAAAGUGUUGCUGAAGACUAGCAUUUUUCUAAAAGAAAAAGCUCCUAAAGACAUAAAAGAAACAGAAAGCUAUGAAGAGCAAAUGUAGAAAGUGCACCCUGAUGAGUUUUGGUGUAAUAAUGGUGACUGGCAUGAAGCCACUGACAUAUCCAAAAAUAAAUUGUGGGGCAUAUAAAUACUGGGCAACAGGAUGACACCACCUGUAAAAAUUCUAGUGAUAUAAGUAUUCAUGGAAGAAGGAGCAAAAGAACAUAGGCAUAGCUGUAAGAAAGGUCAGUUCCUCAUUUAUCAUGGGGAAAGAAGCUUGGACUUGCUUCAACAAAACUAAGUGCAUUCUGCCACUCUUGAAUGAACCUGGGGCUAAUGAGAGCAGUCUUGUAGAGUUUCUAUGAAAGAGAAACUGUCUAUAAGCAGUUAUGGCUCUUCCAAUCAUUUUUAUUUUUUUUUUAUUUUUAUUCUUUUAUUUUUUAUUAUUUUUUUUUAACAAUGUCAAUAUUCAAUAGAAGAUUGUUUAACUUAAUUUCAACAUUCAGGCAUUAAAAGAAAAGAAAUAGAAACAACAGCCAGAAGUAACAGUGGUACACAUCACCAAAGUGGGCGGAAGUCUACAUCCAGACUUGGACAGUGCUGGGAAGUCCCAAGGAACAGCAAUUUGGAGUCCCAACUGGGAAAGGGACUGGGCAGUGCUUCCACCCUGGGGUGAGACUUCAAAUUGCAGCUUUGGAGGCUCCCGCUGAAACCAUUUGGUGUUGUUUUGUGGGGGCUCCGGCACCAUAGUCCUGUAUGUCUCUGCCCUGCUGAGCAGGGGACAUUGGUUUGAUCAGUUGGUGUGCUUGCCGGCAGGCAUGUAGUCCAGGCAGGGCCCAGGCAAGGUCAGACGUCGGUCAGAGGCAUGCUUCUGACUUCUCAAGUCUGAACAGGACUAGUUUAAUUUCCCUACAAGGACCUAGGCAGUCACACUUCUCUGGCCCCUGUCCUCUCUCCACACUCCCAGAGGAGUGUUGAGGUGACUAAUACAGUUUCUUUGAAAUGAAGAGGCAUGUGGAUCAGACUCCUCAGGACUUUUCAAGCCCCCAGAAGUCUGGAACUAAGUGACUGAUCGAUGGAGGUACAUCUGCAAGUGUCUCAUUGCCUUCCUGUCAGCCUUGGAGUCUUUCUGCACACAGCUUCCUGCACAUAGCACAUCAUUCCCCAGCUCUGGCUGCCUCUCCUGUUCCACGAGCGGUCUUUCUGAGGUUUUGUAUCUCCCUCUGAGUUCUUGAAAGCCCACAAGGGUCCCUCCUCAUCUUCAGGAGACUUGGACUUGGAGAAGGGGCUCUAGGAUCUAAGCCAGGUGAGGACCCUUUGAGCACUCAUGGAAACUUUCAUGGGCGCCUUAUGCCGCCACUGCCUCCCAUCUUCUGGGCCACUGGUGUACAUCCGCCCGUCUCCCCAUCGCUCAGACUCUCCAAUUAUUUUUAAAAUGUCUUACUAUAUCUUAUGGCAGUAAACUAAAACCUUCACUUUGGCAUCGCUGCUGAGCUAUUGGGUUUGGGCUUCUAAGAACUCAGGAACUGGGUCCUCCCUUCAACUGACAUAAGGGAGAAUCAGAGAAGAAUCCAGCACCAAAGAAAGAGCUCCCAAGCCAGACCUGCCUGUGCUGCGCAGUGGAGAGAGAAUUGAACUCAGGACAUCUGAUUUCUGGUUCUGGCUAAGCCACUAACCGGCUGUUUGACCUGGAGAAAGCCAGAUCUCCUUUCAGGGCCUCCUCUGCUAUGUGGAAAGCUAGGCAGAACUUGUUCUCCAAGUUCUCUUCCAGCUCUGACAUUCUCUGCUGGUGAUGAGAGACGUCUGAGCAUUCUGUCAUGGGCAGUGCAUUCCUCUGCUGCCCUGGCUCAGUGCCUGGUUGUACAUUGAUUUCAACAAUACUGUUUUCUUUGGACUAAGCAUUUUCCUCCUGGCUGUCAUCAGCAUCGCCCCAGAAAGUAUCCAAGCCUUCUGCACUGUCACGCAUCCAAGAUUACAAGUCUUCUGCUUUCUAAUCUAGGGACAGAAAGGGGAGCAAAAUGGUCUUUAUGAGUGUCCUGGGCUGUCAGAUGAGGGGUUAUUCCCAAGAGAUGUUUAAACAGGAGAAUUUGAAAAGGUUCUUAAGAUAAAGGCAAGCAACACUUGAAACUGGAAAAAUGAUGUGCCAGUAGGCUGACUACUGAUGAGUGUGCAGCCUGCAGAAGGACAAGAGGACCGCCUCAGCUCUGCCUCGGCUUCCAGGCGGUGCCCUGGCUCUGGGCUAGGAGAGGCGAGGCUCUGGAGGGGGCUCGGGGGUCCCUUUCCCACCUGCCUUCUUGUCUGUGUUGCUUCUUCUCUUCCACUAGUUUCGGACCUUGGGAAGUUACUUAACAUCUCUAAGCCUUAAUCAAAACAAAAGUAUAACCCAUCCCAGAGGGCUGUUAGAUUUAAAUGAAAAGGUAUUGCUUAAGCACACAGCGGGGUAUGUGGAAGCAGUAAGGAUUCAGUGCAUGCGUGCUCGGUUGCUGAGUCAUGUCUGACUUUUUGUGACCCCAUGGACUGUAGGCUGCCAGGCUCCUCUGUCCAUGGGAU